Hyaloperonospora brassicae is the source of this 1251-nucleotide messenger RNA. The record is from the annotation of a GenBank genome assembly. Lineage: Eukaryota; Oomycota; Peronosporomycetes; Peronosporales; Peronosporaceae.
AUGCCGCCGACCACAGCAGAGCAGCGACAGUCGGCAGCCAAUGGCACCGACGACAGCAGCGGCGCCGAUCGCGACGUGUUAAGUGCGACGCGACACGUGACGCUCGACGAAGUGGAGCAGCGGCUCGAGCAGCAGCUGACGGGCGACGUGCCGCCCGACGUGAAGCGCCGCAUGGCCAAAGCCGAGUUCAAGCGCCUGAAGCACUGCGAGACGGUGCGCCAGUCGCGCGUGCGCAAGAAGAACGAGCGCCGGGGACUGAAACAAGUGAACGACGCGCUCGAGAAGGAGCUCAAGCGGCUGCUGCGCGCGCACGACGUCGGCCCGUGUCGCAGUGCGUCCGUGGCACUGGCCACGGGUCGGGUGGAGCAGUUUGUAUACUUAAUGGAGCAAGUGCGCGGCCUCCGCCUCGAGAACGCGGCGCUGCGGGACGAAGUGCUGUUGUACGACGCACUGGGCGAGCAGCUCCAGCGGCUGCAAGUGGACUUUGAGAUCCCGCGCGCGCUUUCGCGCAGCGGAACGGUGCGGACGUCGAUCGGGACGGUCCAUUUUGAGCCGCUAAGUGCGGACGAAGUGAGUGCGAUUUUGGUCACGUCGCACCAACAAGCGACGUCGUUUUUCACGACCAUGCGACGCGUCGAGACGGCCGAAGAAGACAAGACCAUGGGCUGGACGAUGCACCAGCGCGUGACGGGCGACGGACGCGUGCAGUUUAACUUUACAAAGCGCAUCGAGACGAUUGCGACGGACGAACUGGUGCACAAGAGCUGGGAGAUGUACUGCGACUUUGGGCUCUAUCACGGCAUCUACUCGUCGGUGCAGAAGCUCGAGAUUUUGCAAAAGAUCAACGACGACACGCUUUUGAUUCGACGGGAUCUGCAGGAAGGACCGUCGGCGCCUAUUUUUCGCACUGUCUUCUUGUUGUUUCGCAUCAAGCUGUCGAAUGGCUACCUGAUCUGUUUUCGGUCGCACAACCCGGCAGUGUGUGUGAUGGACGACGACGACGACCCGAGCGUUCAGUGGAUGGAGAUGUUCUAUUGGCUGAUGAUUACCGACCCGCCCGUGAAAGGCGUGCGUGGACAGGCUGCAGACGUGUCGACGUCGCGAGUGCGAGGUUGCGACGUAUCGUUUGGUGGCAAUUUGCUGACCAGUCGAAGUGCGAAACAUGCUACGAUGUGGAAGUAUCAAAUAGCAAUGGCGCUGCUGCGAUGGGAAAGCAACGCUGUCGCGCCGUUGUUUACGCUGUUUGGAUAG